CAAACUAACAGGAUGCCAGGGAACAAAUAUAGCUCUAGUAAUCUCCCUGGUACACCAAGAACAAGAUUGGAAAGGCUUCUUAGAGAAAGGGAGUUAAAGAGAUUCAGCAGGGAUUUUAAUGAAGGGGAAGGUGAGUUAUCAUCAGCCCAAGAUUCUUUUUCACCUGAGUCUUCAACUUCUUGGUUAAAUGAUGAAGAAUCUUUACAACCCCUUUCAGGUGCAAGGACUUCACAUGAUGGAGGCGCAAGGCAAGAUUUUCAGGCUUCCAAACAACGUUUGUUGGUGGUUGCUAAUAGGCUGCCAGUUUCGGCAGUUAAGCAUGGGGAUUCUUGGCAACUUGAGAUGAGUGCUGGAGGCUUAGUUAGUGCACUUCUUGGUGUGACGGAAUUUGACACCAGAUGGAUUGGUUGGGCUGGCAUAAAUGUGCCUGAUGAAAGUGGACAAAAGACAUUAACUGAAGCUUUAGCUGCAAAGAACUGCAUACCGGUGUUUAUUGAAGAAGAAAUUGCUCAUCAAUAUUAUAAUGGAUAUUGUAACAACACAUUAUGGCCACUGUUUCACUAUCUUGGACUUCCGCAAGAAGACCACCUUGCAACUACUCGAAACUUUAAAUCUCAGUUUGAAGCUUAUACGAAAGCGAACCAGUGUUUUGCCGAUGUGGUUAGCAAGCAUUAUGAGGAAGGGGAUGCGGUUUGGUGCCAUGAUUACCACCUAAUGUUUCUUCCAAAAUACCUAAAAGAACGGAACAGUGACAUGAAAGUUGGUUGGUUUCUGCAUACCCCAUUUCCUUCUUCCGAAAUCCAUCGGAUGCUGCCAUCUCGGUCAGAGCUGCUGAAGUCUGUUCUUUCUGCUGAUUUAGUAGGUUUCCACACAUAUGACUAUGCAAGGCAUUUUGUCAGUGCUUGCACUCGUAUUCUCGGGCUGGAGGGCACACCUGAAGGAGUAGAGGAUCAAGGAAAGUUGACUCGUGUAGCAGUAUUUCCAGUAGGGAUUGAUCCUGAUCGAUUCAUUCAAGCUCUUGAACUACCUCAAGUAAAAGAUAUCGUGAAAGAACUGAAACAGAGGUUUGCAGGUUAUAAGGUAUUGUUGGGCGUUGAUCGGCUUGAUAUGAUCAAGGGAAUACCGCAGAAGAUUUUGGCAUUUGAAAAGUUUCUCGAGGAAAAUCCCGAUUGGCGUCAUAAGGUGGUUCUCCUGCAAAUUGCUGUCCCUACCAGGACACAUGUUCUCAAGUAUAAACAGCUUACAAGCCAAGUCCAUGAGAUUGUUGGCCGCAUUAAUGGAAGAUUCGGAUCGUUUUCUUCUGUACCAAUACAUCAUCUGGAUUGCACCCUUGAUUUUCACACAUUAUGCGCGAUAUAUGCUAUAACCGAUGUAGCUCUUGUGACAUCUUUGAGGGAUGGAAUGAACCUCGUCAGCUAUGAGUUUGUUGCCUGCCAAGCAGCCAACAAAGGGGUCCUUAUACUAAGUGAGUUUGCUGGAGCUGCUCAGUCUCUUGGUGCCGGAGCCAUUCUGGUUAAUCCAUGGAAUGUCGCCGAAGUUGCUUCUUCCAUUGGUUAUGCUUUGAAUAUGUCGGCUGAUGAAAGAGAAAAACGACACCACCAUAACUUCUUGCAUGUGACUACACACACAUCUCAAGGAUGGGCCGAAACGUUUGUAAGUGAACUUAAUGAAACCAUUGUUGAAGCUCAAUUGAGGUCAAGACAAAUUCCACCACCACUCCCGAUUGAAGCUGCGGUUGAUCGUUAUGCAUGUUCGAAUAACCGAUUACUCAUACUGGGAUUCGAUGCAACUUUAACUGAACCACUGGAUGCCCUUUGGAGGAAGGGCAAUCAAAUUAAAGAAUUGAAGCACAAGAUACGUUCAGAUUUACGGGAACCUUUGAGAAAGCUUUGUGAUGAUCCGAAGACAACAGUUCUUGUCCUCAGUGGAAGCAAUAGAAAUGCCCUGGAUAAUAACUUUGGUGAUUUUAACCUGUGGUUGGCGGCCGAAAAUGGGAUAUUUUUACGAGCUACAAUGGGAGAAUGGAUGAUGACUAUGCCUGAAAAUACAAGCAUGGACUGGGUGGAUAGUGUCAAGCAUGUAUUCGAAUAUUUUACCCAAAGAACUCCUCGAUCUCAUUUCGAGCUCCGGGAAACUUCGCUCAUAUGGGAUUAUAGAUAUUCAGAUGCCGAGUUUGGAAGACUUCAAGCGAGAGAUCUAUUGAUGCAUCUUUGGACUGGUCCGAUCUCUAACUUAUCUCUCGAUGUUGUCCAAGGUAGUCAGUCCAUUGAGGUUAGAUCCGUCGGUGUGACGAAGGGUGCCGCAAUCGAUCGAAUCCUCGGAGAAAUAGUUCAUAACAAAGGCAUGAAGGAACCCAUCGAUUAUGUCCUAUGUAUGGGGCACUUUCUCGCUAAGGAUGAAGACAUUUAUUCGUAUUUUGAGCUGAUGCUUCCUUCAGAAACCCCGACUUCAUCAUCAUCCCAAGUACCAACCCCAUUCGGGACACCCACCGCCGGAUCGAGUGCAGCUCCCCUUAAGAAACAACAUUCGCUGUCACCAGGGAAGAAGAGCUCUUUCAUAGGCGAGAGUAUGUUGGAUCCGAUGAUGGGAGCCGAUCGAAUGUCGUUGCUAGAGGGUUCUUCGCUGAUCAAUCUUCAGGCUGAGAAUUAUUUUUCUUGCUCUGUUGCGAGGAAAAGGUCGAAGUCACGCUAUCUCCUUCGAUCAUCCGAUGAAGUUUUGGAACUCUUGAGAGGGAUGGCAAAUCAUUGUUGACGGUAGGAACCCGGGAUUAGAGUAGUGAUUUACAGAGAUUGUAUCAUGCUUAUCGUUACUGUAAACUGCAGCGAUAAAUUUUGAAUUUGAUCAAUUUUGUGGCAGAGGCAAAGUUUAAAAGAAAGAUUAAUUUUGUUUAGUAAAAAUUCUUUUUGAAAAAAUAUUUUUGCAAACUAAAUUUUACUCGAAUCCAAUUAAACAGCAGCCUCCACUAGUAAUCGACGGUUUCUCAGUUGCUCAGAAACCAAAUCGGACGCCUUGGAUCUUUCCACAUCUUGAAUCCGGCCCCUCCAAAUCCUGUCCACCGCAUCCAAGUACUGGGCGCCGUACGCGUCAGGAUAUCCGGCCAAGUACUUGGCGAUGCAAUCCAGUGCGACGGCGCAGUAAGCAUCCUUAAUGGAAUCGGGAGCCCUUGGCUGUUGUCGAUGCACCCGAUCUUCUCCAACGCGACGAGUAUUUCAUCGGAAAUCUCACCGGCGGUGAUUUCGGCUCGCACGGUACGGAGGAGCACGGCCUUUUUUCAACUGAGGCCUGGGCUCCAAUGGCGGGAAAGUUUCAAUAACUUCCUUUACCUCCAUAUCGUCGGGUGAGUACUGAGUACCUGACAAGGAAUUCAAUAAUGCAACCGCAGAUACAUAAUUCAAAACCCUAAACUUUCGACUGUGUUUUUGAAUUUUGAAGAGAAAAAUUAAAUAUCAUUAUUCAACGAUUUUUCAUACUGCAUUAUUCAAAAUUCUAAUCCAACUAAAAUACCAAAUCAUAAUUACAAUAUUCCCCCAACCCCAACCUAUAUAUAUAUUUAAUAGACACACCGAAAUUUUAACAUCUAGCACCUUUUUUUUUCUCGUCAAUAGCGGAUUAUAGAGAAUACAUCCCUUCAUUACAACCUCAUAU
Molecule: messenger RNA, 3645 nt
Organism: Gossypium raimondii (Peruvian cotton)
Lineage: Eukaryota; Viridiplantae; Streptophyta; Magnoliopsida; Malvales; Malvaceae
Product: alpha,alpha-trehalose-phosphate synthase [UDP-forming] 1
Exons: 17
Coding region: 13-2751 (912 amino acids)
Biological process (GO): trehalose biosynthetic process
Cellular component (GO): cytosol
Molecular function (GO): alpha,alpha-trehalose-phosphate synthase (UDP-forming) activity
Source: RefSeq, a predicted model, not a curated record